Messenger RNA from Miniopterus natalensis, 4400 nucleotides. RefSeq names its product Fas associated factor family member 2 (gene FAF2). Gene Ontology annotation, cellular component: endoplasmic reticulum. The record is from RefSeq and is a predicted model, not a curated record. Gene Ontology annotation, molecular function: ubiquitin binding. NCBI's taxonomy places the organism in Eukaryota, Metazoa, Chordata, Mammalia, Chiroptera, Miniopteridae. Gene Ontology annotation, biological process: ERAD pathway.
CGGACGGGUCAGAAGCGUAGAGGCGGCGGCAAAAUGGCGGCGCCUGAGGAACAGGACCUAACCCAGGACCAGACAGAGAAGCUGCUGCAGUUUCAGGAUCUGACUGGCAUAGAAUCUAUGGAUCAGUGUCGUCAUACCCUGGAACAGCAUAACUGGAACAUAGAGGCUGCUGUACAGGACAGAUUGAAUGAGCAAGAGGGUGUACCAAGUGUUUUCAACCCGCCUCCAUCCCGACCCCUGCAGGUUAACACAGCUGACCACAGGAUCUACAGCUAUGUUGUCUCAAGACCACAACCAAGGGGGCUGCUCGGAUGGGGUUAUUACUUGAUAAUGCUUCCAUUCCGGUUUACCUAUUACACAAUACUUGAUAUAUUUAGGUUUGCUCUUCGUUUUAUACGGCCUGACCCUCGCAGCCGGGUCACUGACCCCGUUGGGGACAUUGUUUCAUUUAUGCACUCUUUUGAAGAAAAAUAUGGGAGGGCACACCCUGUCUUCUACCAGGGAACGUACAGCCAGGCACUUAAUGAUGCCAAGCGGGAGCUUCGCUUUCUUUUGGUUUAUCUUCAUGGAGAUGAUCACCAGGACUCUGAUGAAUUCUGUCGCAACACUCUCUGUGCCCCUGAAGUGAUUUCACUAAUAAACACUAGGAUGCUCUUCUGGGCAUGCUCCACAAACAAGCCUGAGGGAUACAGAGUUUCACAGGCUUUACGAGAGAACACCUAUCCAUUCCUGGCCAUGAUUAUGCUGAAGGAUCGGAGGAUGACUGUGGUGGGACGGUUAGAAGGCCUCAUUCAACCUGAUGACCUCAUUAAUCAGCUGACAUUUAUCAUGGAUGCAAACCAGACUUACCUGGUGUCAGAACGCCUAGAAAGGGAAGAACGAAACCAGACCCAGGUGCUGAGGCAACAGCAGGAUGAGGCCUAUUUGGCCUCUCUCAGGGCUGAUCAGGAGAAAGAAAGAAAGAAACGUGAGGAGCGUGAGCGCAAACGGCGGAAGGAGGAGGAAGUAAAACAGCAAAAGCUGGCAGAGGAGAGGCGGCGACAGAAUUUACAGGAGGAAAAGGAAAGGAAGUUGGAGUGCCUGCCCCCUGAGCCUUCCCCUGAUGACCCUGAAAGUGUCAAGAUCAUUUUCAAAUUACCCAAUGAUUCUCGAGUAGAAAGACGAUUCCACUUUUCACAGUCUUUAACAGUAAUCCACGACUUCUUAUUCUCCUUGAAAGAAAGCCCUGAAAAGUUUCAGAUCGAAGCCAACUUUCCCCGGCGGGUGCUGCCCUGCGUCCCUUCAGAGGAGUGGCCCAACCCCCCGACGCUGCAGGAGGCCGGACUCAGCCACACAGAAGUUCUCUUUGUUCAGGACCUAACAGAUGAAUGACACUUUUUCUUCCUCUCCCCUCCCUACCCAAUUCCUAAAAGAAAUGGAAAAAAAACAAAAACCAAAAAAACCCCACAACACAACAAAAAACAAGAGAGAGAAAAAUUCACAUUAUUAUUAUUAUAAUACAAUAUUUUUUUUAAAGACUGCUGCAUCCUAAGGAAGGAUCAGAAACCAUGCUGCCUGCAAGAGUCACCACCUGUGUGCGCGCGAGGUUAGUGAUGAACGUUCCAGCCGGCAGCCCGCCUUCCCCUGCUGCCUUUGCACCACACGCCCUCCAGCAGAAGGAGGCUCUUCACCUCCAGCCCAGCCAUUGACCCAGCGGGGAAGGGGACAUUCCCACUAGUUCUCAUUCAUUCUUGCUUUUAUGGAAAAUAAAAGUGACAAACCUCCAUCAACCAGCUACUGCAGCAUCUCCUAAGGACUUGUUUCUCCUGCCUCUGGAGAAGAGAGGGAAGAGAAGGCACAGAGCAGAGAUGUUCCUUUAACUUCCCACAAUUUAUGAAUAACUUAAAUUUUUUCUGUUGCUUUGUAAUGACCAAAGGAAUGAGGCUGACAUAGGUGUAUUUUUUUUUUUUUUUUGUAAAGAGCCAAUUCUUAAACCCAUGACAUGAUUUCAUGCCCUGGGCUCCUUAGCCCACAAGAGUAUAAUAAAGGUGCCCCAGGCUGGUUUGUGCUUAUUUCUGCCAUUGCCCCUCAAGUUCCCAGAGAGGUCGUCCUUUUCGGUCCAACUCUUGCUGUCCUUUCUUGUCACCUAUGCACCCCACUUGGAGCAGUGGGAGGAAAUCUGGGUUUGUAGCCCCUGUGAUGUACAAAUACACCACGUGUGCAGCGUGACACCUCCGUGUAUACUCGCCUGUACAUACGACUGCAGCUUUUCCUUGGAGUCUGUACCGGGUGGUUUUUGCGGAGUCUGAACCAAAGGAUAGCAGCUCUUCAUUCCUCUUCUGACAUGUGCAUGCUGUUCCUACCCAGCCCUGAGCUUUCCUGAAUUGCCAAGCUUGGUGCCUUUCCAAAGGACUGGCAGGGCCUGUGGUGGAGCCAGCAGAACCAUGUGAGAGCCCUGCCUGUUACAGUGGAGGUGCGGUGGUGGUGCUGGUGGGUUAAGGGUAGAAAGAAUAGAGGCCUCAAGGGGAGCCAGACAGCUCUCAGGCUGAGUAAACUCUUAGAAGGCAGAUUUCAGUUUCUGAUGUGGCCACCGGCUGGAGGCAGUUCUUACCCUCUUCCUCUAUUGCUGUGCUGAAGUAAUAGGGUUUGUUAACCUCUGGAUGUCUCGUCUGUGGUUGAGCUUAUGUAAUGGGUACAUGGGUCAGGACAUGUGUUAACAGAUGCCAGUGUGAGCUGACAGAUAUUCCAAAGUGUUCUAUGGCUAGACUGGUGCACUCGUAACACUGCAACCUACUGAAGUUACUGUAGUUCCUAGCAUGCUAUGAGACCAAGGGGUUCACGUCAAGAUAAAGCAUAACUUGCUGGGUUUGUAGUCUCCAAAGUCUUUCUCUGUUGCUUAACUAAAACCUGGGGACUGCUCUUAGGUAGCAGUAACUUGGCUACUAUUCUCUGUAGCCUCAGUGGUUGGGGUACACACCCAGGGUCAGGGUGAGGAGCCUCAUGGACGUCACCUAAUUUUCCAGUGGCCUUGGCACGGGUGUCUAGAACACCACCUCCAGAAAAUUUAGUUCUGCUCCUGGCUGCCUAGUAUUCCACUUUGUUUCCUGCUGUCCCAAGGCCAUAUGAGCAGGAAAUUGCUGUCCAUUGUCAAAAUGUACCUGAAGUGAAUACCAGGAUAAACUGUUCUCCUCUCAACCUGUGUGAAGUCUGUUCCUGCUGACAACUAUGCAAAGGGGAACUUUUCCACUUCACUAAGAGCCUCCCUCCCUGAUGUUCUCACAGCUGUUUCCCUGGCAGCACGCGGGGCGCUCGGACCUCGGUGAGGCUGGGUAUACUAUUUUGUCCAUACCUCUUUGGGAAGUUGUAAAUUUUUUUCCUUAAUAAUUCAAACUGCAUCUUAUUCUACAAUGUGCACUUUAUGCCUCUUGCCUUUUGAUAACGUUCAGUGAAGGAGGUCAGAUUCCAGAAGAUUAAAACGUUUCUGUUUUUGUCGGUACAGUUCUUGGUACAACUUUUGGGACAGCCUAUGCCUUUAGGUUUCCAGAGGCUUCUGAAGCACAGGCUCCUUUCCUAGUCCAUGUUGAAAUAGCCCAGACCCCAUUCUUGUCUCCUUGCUGAGCUGCUGCCUAGGUGCCGUCUCCUUUCCUCCCUGAAAGAUGCACAUUUUGUCAGCGCCAGGACAAUCUGUCUUACUUCCAAGGACCUCUGGGAACGUGACGGGACCUGCAAGGGAGCAAAUACUGAGAAGUCAGUGAUCUGUAAGCAUUUGCUCUUGUUUUCAAAUCACCUCUGUGUAAUGACAGCUGUUGUUUCCAAAUGGCAAGUCAUCAACUAAGCGAAAACACUUGUUUCAAGUUUCCUUCUGCACUCCCAAGACUGAAGUUAUAGGUUCAGCUGCAUGACCAUGGGAAAUGACCAAGAGAAGACACCCAGCUGAAAUUGAAUUUCUGCAGUCUCGAUUGGGAGCCCUUCUAUUGUGUGGUUUCUAUUUGCUUGCCUCCACUAUGUUGUUGGGAUAAGAGCUGGCCAGGGGAGAAUAUUUAUCUCUUAAAAAAAAAAAAAAGGCUAAAAAGAACCUAGGAAAUCUUCAACUGAGCAGUUAUGAAAAUUGCUAAUGGUGCCAAGGCCAAGGAAAGAAUUUCAGAAAAUGACAAUGGGAAGGAGUGAUAACCCCCAGAAUGCAAAAUCAAGGGAGUAUUUCUGGUGCUUGAACAAGAAGCUCCACUUCACAACUGGUUUUUUUAAGGACUUGUGAGGAACGCAGCAACAGGAAAUCCAUCCACAAAGGAUGCAGUGCCCCAACUUGGACUGCACCUGAAUAGUUACGUGUAAUUUACUGAAGAAAUCUAGUGUACUUUAAAUUUUUUUCAUAAAAGUUUACAUUGUAUUGUAGGUUAACAUUAAAUGUUUUAUAACAAAAA